AUGCAUCUCACCGACCUUCCUGAGGAUCUAAUACUUGAGGUGUUUCUCUAUCUCGAGGUGGUUAAUUUAUUGAUCGUGAAACAGACGUGUCGCGUUCUGCACGCAAUAGGCUCCUCUGACUACCUCUGGCAUUGUGUGAUCAGACACAUAGGACUCCCUCUCAAUAUCCCUUCUGGUGUGCCUCACAUCACGUUAUCUCACGAGGAGCUGCAGAAGAUAGCCGUCAAAGCGAUACGGCUCGAAGCCAAUUGGCAGAAGACAACGCCGGUGCUGAAGCGGACUCAUGCUCUUGUCCGCGACACAAAUGAGCCGUAUGUAGACGAGAUGCAAUUCUUGCCAGGCGGAGAGUGGCUCUUGACCGCGCAGCGAAACCGUCAACCUCAAGCCCGUGGAAGUUCUCGCGUUGUUCUAUGGUCCUUGAAGGAUCUGAGCGAUGUUUACCGCGUCGCUGACAUUGAGGUAGUGGGCUUCUACAGGGACUGCACACUAGAAUACCAAGCGAGAGAAGAGUGUGUUACAUUGGCAGUCGGGUUCAAUGAUGGAAUGGACAAGAUUGACGUAUAUCGCAUCCCCCUACAGAACCGUGCGGACUUUUCGUUCAGUGUUCCUACUCUGCUACCCACAAGGACUAUCCCUGUGUUGUUUCAUCCUCGUAUUGCGGACGUUCCUCCUGUUAUACACCAAAUGGCUAUUUCGCAUGGUAUCGUCGCUAUUACCGUCGCUAUUCCGGGUGGGGAGUGCCCUCUGCAAGUUUAUCUUACUCAUGCCAAGUCAGGCAUGACUGGAUGGGUCGAUCCUGCACUUUUGGAGCCGUUCUCUAGUUUAUGGGUGCGCUUAUGCGAUGAUCACCUCUUACUGCUCGGGAAUAUGCGGUCUAGCCUUAUCCUUCGCAUUUAUCGUAUCUCGCGAGCCGCCCUCUUCAAAGUUCAGUACUCGCAAUGGUCCGCCCCACAGGAUGCCGAGCUGCACCGGGAUCACAUCGUUGACCUAGGAUCUAUAGUUGUAGAAUCCAUGCAACCCUUUAGACAGGAUGCGGAGUUUUACGACAUUGCUCGAGUCUCGACCCCAUCCUCAUCCUACUUAUCAGUCGUAAUUUGCUACGCAUUCCACGAUUCAUCAGCCGGGGUGGAGCAGGUGACUCGAUUCGCGCUUCCCUUCUCAUCCGAGAUUCAUGGCGAGGCAUGCACUACGAGAUUCUUUGCUCUGCCGCCCCAAGUUUCGGCGCAACUCGUACAAGUUGGUCCUACAGGACGAGCUGUGUGGCUGGAACACAAUUGGGAAACACAAACCAGGAGGGUCAUGCGAUAUCACCCGCAGUCCGGUAAUUCCGUAGGAUUGCUGUUACCAUCCGAUCCCGUGCUGCCAUUUACGCCAAACUUAUGUCAUUCCCUCGCCUUCGACGAGGUCACCGGACGUGUUUGUAUGGGUCUUUUCAACGGUGAUGUAUAUAUCUUGGACUUUGUCUAA
Messenger RNA from Fibroporia radiculosa, 1467 nucleotides. RefSeq lists its product as uncharacterized. The record is from RefSeq and is a predicted model, not a curated record. Lineage: Eukaryota; Fungi; Basidiomycota; Agaricomycetes; Polyporales; Fibroporiaceae. Gene Ontology annotation, molecular function: protein binding. The transcript has 4 exons. The coding region runs from base 1 to 1467 and encodes 488 amino acids.